Cuscuta campestris is the source of this 1233-nucleotide messenger RNA. The record is from the annotation of a GenBank genome assembly. NCBI's taxonomy places the organism in Eukaryota, Viridiplantae, Streptophyta, Magnoliopsida, Solanales, Convolvulaceae.
GUUGUGGCGUUGCAAUUAAAUCCCAUUCAAAAUCCGCCGUGAAACCGCCUUCUCCACCUUAAAACCUCUCUCUCUCUCUCUCUCUCUCUCUCUCAAUUCGAAAUUCUCCCCUCUUCGAUUCUCUGAAAAUGGUGUCCAAGAAUACCCCGGCGAAGUGCAUCAGGGCGCACAAGAAUCAUCUCCGGCGAGGCCGGAAAAGGUCUCCGAUCAAGAAUCCGGCCACAGCCACCGUCGCGUCCGUCGUGGUCGCCUCCAUCAACAAGUCCCUCUACACCUGCCGCGGCCGCCUCGUCAAGUUCUUCUCCAAACUCAAUUGCAUUUCCGGCACCCCAAAGAAGAAAACCCCAAUCAGAAAACGGAGCAACUACCAGAUUCUCCAGAAACUCCCCCAGCCCGAUCUCCGGCGUGCUCUGUUCGAAAAUGACGAAAUUACCCUCCCGCCCCUCAUCGCCCCCGGAAAAAGCACAGUCUUUCUCGAUCUAGACGAGACUCUGAUCCAUUCCAGCACAAACCCACCGCCGGAAAAGUACGAUUUCGCCGUCCGUCCGGUAAUCGACGGAGAACGGGUCGAUUUCUAUAUUCUAAAGAGGCCAUUCGUGGACGAAUUCCUCGAAUCUUUAAGCGAAAAAUUCGAGAUUGUGGUGUUCACAGCUGGGAUAAAGGAGUAUGCCUCUCUGGUUCUGGACAAGCUGGACAAGAAAAACUUGAUUUCACACAGACUGUACAGAGAUUCUUGCAAGGAAUUGGACGGGAAAUUUGUGAAGGAUUUGUCUGAUUUGGGGAGGGACAUGAAGAGGGUUGUGAUCGUAGAUGACAACCCGAAUUCGUACGCGUUGCAGCCCAGAAACGCGAUCCCGAUUCGCCCGUUUAUGAACGAUCUUGAAGAUGGAGAGCUGAAGAGGUUAAUGGAGUUCUUUGAUGGGUGUGAUGGGGUUGAGGAUAUGAGAAUUGCUGUUCAGGAUUUUCUAUGUGAAGAUGGUGAUGACUGCAACAAUGUGCUGGUGGAAGUAUGAAUUUUUUUUUUACAGUCAAUUUUUUUUUUCUUGCAAUACUGUUUUCUAUUUGGGAUUUGAGAUUUGCUUGUUUUGUUUUUGUUUUGUUUUUCUUCCACUUGAAAUAUAUCUUCAACUGGUGAUGUUGAAUGCAAUGGGAAUCAAUUUGAAAAGCAAUGGCAAUUUGAAUAGUUAUUGUUUGAUUGAUGAAAUACACAUAUUAUAAAGCGAAUAGUGUUAG